Molecule: messenger RNA, 3030 nt
Organism: Saprolegnia parasitica CBS 223.65
Lineage: Eukaryota; Oomycota; Saprolegniomycetes; Saprolegniales; Saprolegniaceae
Exons: 2
Coding region: 1-3030 (1009 amino acids)
Biological process (GO): oligosaccharide catabolic process
Molecular function (GO): alpha-amylase activity
Source: RefSeq, a predicted model, not a curated record
AUGCGCGGUGCAAGCAUCGUCCUCGCCGCGGCCGUCGCGUCGGCGCUCGGGGCUAACCCGGUCAUCUACGAGAUCUCGACGCGCCCGUGGCUCUAUGAGCUCUCGCUCAAGUACAACCGGCCCAUGUCGCUCGACGAUCCGUCUGCGCUCGCGCUCAUCCAGAAGGAGCUGCUGGCACUCAAGGCCGCUUACAACCCCGACUACAUCUGGAUGAUGGGGGUGUGGCAGCUCGGUGCAUACGGCCUGAACCUCGACCAGACCACCAAGAACGACGAGUUUAAUUCGAUUCUGCCUGGCUGGACCAAGGAUGACGUGAUCGGGUCGCCGUACGCAGUGGCCAACUACACGUGCAACCCGUCGAUCGGGACGGACGACGACCUCCGCGCGCUCAAGUCAUUUUUGAACGCCAACAAAAUGAAGCUCAUGCUUGACUUUGUGCCCAACCACGUCGCGGUGGACCAUCCGUGGGCGUGCUCGCAGCCCGAGUUCCUCCUCCCGCUCGACCAGGCCGACCUCGGGUCGCACUCGUGCGCCAAGGGCCCGACCGUCCGUCCGCCAUGCAGCGCCCGGUCGUUCUACACGGGCGGCGACUACUGGAACUCGGGGUGGGUCGACACCGUCCAGCUCAACUACUGGAACCCGGCGCUCCGGUCGGCGCAGAUCGACACGCUCUCGCACAUUGCGAGCUUGGCCGACGGCAUUCGCUGUGACAUGGCCAUGUCGGUCCUCAACCGCGAGAUCGAGCUCGCUUGGGUCAAGGACAACCGCAACGGCAACAGCUGCUCCACGGGAUCGCAAGGCCGCAUGCCGACCAAGUUUGCGUCAUCGCCGCCAACGACGGAGUUUUGGGCCGACGCGAUCCCGGUGCUGAAGGCCAAGUACCCGAGUCUCUUUUUGAUGGCCGAGAACUACAACUAUGGCUUUACGCCGACGCCGGAGGACCUCUACCUCCAGUCCCUCGGCUUUGACGUCACGUACGACAUGGACGCGCUCAAGACGAUCGAUGCGAUGCCGAUCGGGUCGGGGAAGGCCAACUUUGUCAACCUCGUGCGCGCGAGCAGCACCAAGUACGCCAAGUCCGUGCACUUUGUCGAGAACCAUGAUGACAACCGCGCGGCCGGUACGCUCUUCAACUACAAGGCGUCGGCGGCGCGGGCAGCGGCGCUCGCCGUCACGUCGCUCCCCGGCUCCAAGCUCUUUUUCCAUGGGCAGUUUGACUGCAACCCGAACCGCCUCGCCGUGCAGCUCCGACGCGGCGUCUCGUUCAAGCCCGACGCGUACUGCCAAACGUGGUUCGCCGAUCUGCUGCAGACGCUCACGGACGAUGUACACACGCGCGGCAACUGGCUCGGCAUCGACUCGGCGCCGUUCUCGUCGACCGACGGCAGCGACGUCAUCUCGUACAAGUGGCAGUACAACUGCACCGAGCGCCUCGUGGUGGCCAACUACCGCGACGCGUGGAGCAACGUCCGCAUUCCGCUGGCCUUUCCCAAGAUUGCCGACAAGAACACGCUCGUGACCGUCUCGGAGCGCCUCCUUGAGCAGCGGUCUCUCAGUGAUCCUGAGCACUUUGACAGCCAAGUGUACGACUACUCGAUCUGCCCGGCGUCGGCGGCUACUCCCGCGACGACGACGGCUACUCCCGCGACGACGACGGUUCCCGUCAAGACCCCCGCAGCGUGCACCAGCCCUGUGACAGAUGGCCGCAACCGGACCGCGGCGGCAUGGAAGGAGCGCUCGGUCUAUCAGAUUUUGACCGACCGCUUCGCGGGCGCACCGUCGUCGGGUGCCUGCAAGGACCUCUCGACGUAUUGCGGUGGCACGUUCAACGGCAUCAAGAACAACCUCCAGUACAUCCGCGGCAUGGGCUUUGACGCGAUCUGGAUCAGCCCCGUCAUCGACAACAGCCCCGGCGGGUACCACGGCUACUGGGCGCGCGACUGGGACAAGAUCAACGCGCAUUUCGGCACGCCAGCCGAGCUCCAGGCGCUCGUGGAUGCGGCCCACGCGCUCGACAUGUGGGUCAUGGUCGACGUCGUCACCAAUCACGUUGCGCCCGUCGGCAGUGACUUUCGCUCGAUCGUGCCGUUCAACGACCCGGCGCACUACCACCCGUCGUGCGAGAUCACCGACUGGAACAACCAGACGAUGGUCGAGACCUGCCGUCUCUCGGGCCUCCCGGACCUCGACCAAUCGAACGCGUUUGUGCGCUCGUACCUCUUGAAGUGGAUCAAGAAGCUCGUGGCCGACUACGGCUUUGACGGCGUCCGCGUCGACACGGUGCCCGAAGUCGCCAAGGACUUUUGGGCCGAGUUCAACACCGCCGCCGGUGUCUUCCAGGUCGGCGAGGUCUUCAACGGUGACCCCAAGUACGUGGGCAGCUACCAGCCGUCGGUCAGCAGCGUCUUCAACUACCCCAUGUCCUUCACGAUUGGCGACGUCUUUGGCGCUGGCCAGAGCAUGAAGGCGAUCAAGUCGCGCGUCGACGGCAACAGCAACUACGCCGAUCCGACCAUCCUCGGGUCCUUCGUCGACAACCACGACAACCCGCGCUUUAUGCACAAGUACCCGAACAAGCAGGCGCAGCUCCGGGCCGCGACCGUCUUCUCGCUCACGACCGAAGGCAUCCCGUUCGUUUACUACGGCACCGAACAGUACUACGGCGGCGGCGUCGACCCGGCCAACCGCGAGGCGCUCUGGACCAACCUCGACACGACGUCCGACUUGUACAAGAUUCUCUCGGUGGUUCACCGCCAGCGCAAGAAGUCCCAGAUCUGGCUCUCGCCGUGGGUCGAGCGGUACGCGGCCGACAACUUUUACAGUUUCAGCCGCGGCGCGUUCCUCGUCGCGCUCACCAACUCGAACGCGCAGCAGCACGUCAAGGUGACGUACCAUCCGUUCAAGGACGGCGACAUUGUCUGCAACAUCUUUUGGCCCAAGGACGACUGCCAAACGGUCGCGGGGGGCGUCGACAUUUACCUCAACAACGGCGAGAGCAAGAUCUACGUUCUCAAGUCGAUGCUCGCCUAA